GCACAAAAAAAAUCCAAGGAAGAAGAAGAAGAAGAAGAAGAAGAAGAAGAAGAAGAAGUUGCAUGGCUUUUAUUUUGAAACGCCACUAUUCGAGCAUCACGGGUUUUUUUCUGUUCAGUGAGGCGAAGUGUCUCGUGUGGUUUCAGUCUGUUCAUACAAUGGCUGAUGAUGGUCCCGCAGAGGACUAUCCCACUGAAAUUGAGGAAAACCUGAAUGAUUUCGAGUCCUCUUUGAGCACUGUCCAGAAUAUGGUCCAAACGCUUGCAUCUGUAUCCAGAAGUGACAAUCUGCUGAAACUGGAUCCUCUUGAUCAAGCUAAAUUGGAUCUGAUGUCUGCAUAUGCCCUCAACUCAAUGUUCUGGAUGUAUCUGGUGACACAAGGAGUCAAUCCGAAAGACCAUGCGAUUAAACAAGAGCUGGACAGGAUCAGGACAUACAUGAACAAAGUCAAAGAGAUCACUGACAAAAGAAAAGCUGCACGUCUGGACAAAGAUGCAGCUUCGCGGUUUGUUCGGAAUGCAUUGUGGGACGCAGAGGACAAGAAGAGAAAAGACUCAACUGAGCAUCCCCACAGAGGAAAGCACAUCCGGUUUUCUUGAUUGAAUUGACUGGCGAAAUAUUGAAGAUUCCCUGCAAAUUUUUAGCAGACUUUGGGAUUAAGCACAACAAAUAUCUGUGGUUUGCCCGGUGAUGUGUUAUGAUGCUGUGUUGAGUUAUAGCAUCAUUCUUUUCAAGAUUACUAAUUUCAAACUAAAGAGGAAACCCAAUAUAAGUUAGUU
Messenger RNA from Carassius carassius (crucian carp), 779 nucleotides. It is a transcript of the gene c1d, whose product is annotated as C1D nuclear receptor corepressor. The record is from RefSeq and is a predicted model, not a curated record. Gene Ontology annotation, molecular function: RNA binding; DNA binding. Gene Ontology annotation, biological process: maturation of 5.8S rRNA; regulation of gene expression. The transcript is spliced from 5 exons. Gene Ontology annotation, cellular component: exosome (RNase complex); nucleolus. The coding region runs from base 63 to 599 and encodes 178 amino acids. NCBI's taxonomy places the organism in Eukaryota, Metazoa, Chordata, Actinopteri, Cypriniformes, Cyprinidae.